This is a messenger RNA of Penicillium pulvis, 966 nucleotides long. Its product is annotated as alpha/beta hydrolase. The transcript has a single exon. Gene Ontology annotation, molecular function: hydrolase activity. Lineage: Eukaryota; Fungi; Ascomycota; Eurotiomycetes; Eurotiales; Aspergillaceae. The record is from RefSeq and is a predicted model, not a curated record. The coding region runs from base 1 to 966 and encodes 321 amino acids.
AUGUCGUCUUUACCUAGACCAUCUCUUCAUCCAGACCUCGCCGAAAUACACGACCAACUUCCCAAAGAUGAUGAGAUCAGUACACCGGAUCAAAUCGCAAAUCGCCGCAAAGCCCUCGACUUCACAUUGGAGCAUACACUUCGAGGAAGAGAAGAUGCCAUUUUCCACGAGGAAAGGGAAUUCGAAGGAGUAGCUGGUCCACUAAAAGCUUCAAUCUUCCGUCAAAAGCAAGGCAAGCAAUCCAAGCAAUCCAAGACCCCAGGAAUUCUGUUUAUCCACGGUGGUGGCCACAUAUCUGGAAGCCGCUUCAUGGGCAUCGACAGCGCUCUAGACUGGGUAGAAGAGUUUGGUGCCAUCCUUGUCUCCGCCGAUUAUCGUCUUGCGCCUGAACAUCCUCAGCCUGCACAAGUAGAAGAUAGCUACGCAGCGCUGGAGUGGAUGAGCGGUCAAAGCCAGGAACUUGGGUUCGAUCGUGAUCAGAUCAUUGUGUGUGGUGGUUCGGGUGGUGGGAAUCUUGCUGCUGGUGUGACUCUGUUAGCGCGUGAUCGGUCCGGGCCACAGAUUCGAGGCCAGUUGUUGAUGUAUCCCUGGCUGGAUGAUAGUAACAUCACUCAUUCUAUGAUGCAAUUUGCGGAUCUUGCGCCGUGGACGAGAUCGAACAGUAUUGAUGCAUGCAAUUAUGCCCUGGGUGUGAAUCGGGAACAUGUUACUAUUUAUACUGUUCCGUCGCGUGCGAGGGACCUCAGGGGCUUGCCGCCGACUUGGAUUGAUGUCGGUGAUGCCGAUGUUUUUCGAGAUGAGGACGUUGAUUAUGCGUCUAAAUUAUGGAAAGCGGGUGUCUCAACUGAGUUGCAUGUGUGGCCGGGGUGCUGGCAUGGGUUUGACGCUUUUGCGCCGGAUGCUCCAAUUAGCCGGAAGGUAAGAUCCGCGCGAAGUGGAUGGGUGCGAAAUUUGAUCUUUGGCUAG